AACAAGCACAAUGAGUAACACAACACUUCUUGUUGUAAUGCAUAACGUGAAGCUUAUGAAAUUAGAUUUGAUAAUAAUAACCUGUUUCUUACCAAAAAAUAAACGUAUUUUAAUUAGUCUCUUGGUUUAUUUGGGAAAUUCCAAGAUUUAUCGCACAAAAUUGCGCUACUUUCUUAAUCUAACCAUAGAAAUCGUAACAUUGACCAAUACAUAUACUAUGAAAUAUUUAAUAACGUUAAUUAUGUUUACGUAUAUAAAGUUGCAUUUCAAUCGAUUCCAAUUCAGGAUUAAUUGAUGACGGUUGAUUUCAGUUGAUUAGAUUAAUUCACUGUGAAUGUUCAGUCAAUUCUAUCUGAAUUUUAUUCUAAUCAGCUGUUCAACGUAAGUUCUCAACCAAUCACUUUAAUUAAUAUAGCGUUAUAAUUCAAAAUGAAUAUAUAUUCAGUUUGUUAACGGAUAUGAACAAACCCACCUUUAGUUUGUGUUUAAAUCAUCAUGAGUAAAAGUAAGAAAAUACAGUAUGGUUAUAUCCUAGCCUUGUAUCUUAAUAAUGUAAUUGUUCUCAACACAUUUGUUGUACUUUAUUAACUACUACUCUUAGAUUUUGUUUUUCUGUACUGUUAACAACUAGGUAUUCAUUUGACAAAAUAAAUCUUAUUCACGGUGGUGCAUACUGAGAAAAAGUAUAUUUCAUAUUCCAAUAGAUUGCACUACUGACUAAAUUUCAUGAAUGAAAUCUAUUUGUUUAUCGUUAAAGUACUUCGCUACUUAUUGUCUAUGUGUGGUGAUGAUGAUGUUGAUGGUAAUAAUUUUCAAAGAAUUGAAUGAAUCUAAAUGCCUAAACUAAAUCAAUAAACAAACAAUUAAAAUCGCGGACUAACAGAUGGUUACUUCAUUAUCGGUUGGUAUUUGUUAUUGGUGCUUGAGGGUGGUCUCCAAUCAAAAUCAACUGGUUACAAGUACUGGAAUAGGUGUUCAAGCUGUUGAUACUGUCGACUUUUUUCAUUGUAAGCUUAGCUCAAUGGACAGCUGUUCGAAGUUGACAAUAUGCUAGCCUUAUGGAAAUGAUAGUUUUAAUCUUGUGUUAUGGCCCAUUUAUUUUUCAGAUCUUACCUUCACACCGAAUAUCUUUCGAGUUAUAAUUAUGCUAUUUUUAAAUCUAAGUUUUAUAAUACUUCCUGUUUGUAUAAGACACGGCUAUGUGUGGGAAACGUACUCACAACUGUUACCCCUUCGUAAAGGAGCAUAGACUGCUCAUUAGCAUUCUCCGUGCAACUCUGUCCUGAGCAAUCCUUUCUAGUUGUUAUCCAUCCUUUUCAUAUCUGCUUCGAAUUCCCCGCAUAGUGUGUUCUUUGGUCUUUUUGUUUUCAAUUUCGGUUCAGAAUUCCAAGUUAGUCCUUGCCUCGUGAUUCAGUUUGAUGAUUUGCCUAAUGUGUGUCCUAUCCAUUACCUGAAUAUUGUAAUUUUCUAUCAAGUUAAUUUGUGGAUAAAGUGGUAUCCACAACAUACAUUUCGAAAAAAGUAAACCUUACCCAUCUAACAAGUAAAUGACAAAAAAUGCUCAGUGAAAAAUGUGUCAACUUUUGAAAAGUACAGGGUCUGAGUCUCGAUGUGAAGUUCAAAACUGGUAUGCCAGUACAUCCGAUUGAUGAGUCAUGGCUAAGAUAAAGUGCAUAUCCGAGACCCAAAUUAUAGUACUUAUCCGACUUUUAUAAAAAAAGUAAUCCAUAUUUGUUCCCUAAUUGAUUGAAUGCCUGAAGUUUUCUACAUGUAAAUGCGUGUACGCGUGUAUUUUUUUCCUUUUUUGAUUUUUAGGAAGUACACGCUCGUUCUAUCCACUAAACAUGUUUUCAUCAUCAGACGCGCUGAAUCCAUUUGCAGACCCUACUACUACAUUGAAUAAUUCAUCACAACAUUGUCAACAAAUUACUAACAGUACUAAUCAACAUAGUAAUAGUAAUGUUACUGGACUAACUUCCUCGACAUUAACUGAAAACGAUCAUGGUAAUAAGUCGAAAUUAAUUGAUGAAAAAGAUGGUAUAUUGAAUGAUGAAAUGUUCACGGCAAAUUCAAAUGUUAAGUUUGAUGUUGGUGACAAUUGUGGGUUGCCUUUCCAUUCUCGAUUUCCAAAUAUAACAAAAGGUCGAAAUGGUGAAUUCUUAUCAUAUCAAAAUAUUAAUUCAAUCAAUAGUCAUUCUACUGGAGCAAUAUCGAAAGUUGAACAUUAUGAAGAUUUCGAAACUAUCGACUGGGUCAAAGAUGUUUCGCGUGAUCGAUGUCGUCAUCGAGAACUUCAUUUGAAUAGAAAAACAUGCUGUGGUUCAAUUAAAGCCUGUUGGGAUUCUGCUUCUGGAUGGUUUUGUGUAUUAUGUGUCGGUUUGUUAACAGGUUUCAUUGCUUGCAUCAUUGAUAUUGGUUGUACUUGGAUGUCUGAUUUAAAAGAAGGUGUUUGUCUAGAUGCAUUUUGGUUCAACCGUGAACAGUGUUGUUGGUCAUCAAGUCAAGCGGAUGAUGUCUGUGAUCAAUGGUAUUCAUGGUCUCGUCUUUUUAUGAACAAAGAUCCAACUGGUGAAUAUCCAGAUGCUUACUUUGUUGGUUACAUAUUCUACAUUAUUUAUGCUGUAUUAUUUGCUCUAGUUUGUGUAUUUCUUGUUCGUAUGUUCGCUCCUUACGCUUGUGGUAGCGGUAUUCCUGAAAUCAAGACUAUUCUAGGUGGAUUCAUUAUACGUGGUUACUUAGGGAAAUGGACUCUUCUGAUAAAAUCGAUUGGUAUGAUUCUUGGAGUAAGUGCUGGUUUAAAUCUUGGUAAAGAAGGACCCAUGGUUCAUAUGGCUGCCUGUGUUGGAAAUAUAUUCGCACAUUUCUUUCCCAAAUAUGGUCAAAAUGAAGCUAAAAAACGGGAGAUCCUUUCAGCUUCAGCAGCUGCUGGAGUUGCCGUUGCAUUUGGUGCGCCAAUUGGUGGUGUUCUUUUUUCACUAGAAGAAGCUAGUUAUUAUUUUCCAAUGAAAACAAUGUUCCGAUCGUUUUUCUGUGCUAUGGUAUCAGCUAAUGUUUUGCGUAUUUUAAAUCCAUAUGGUAGUGAUAAUAUGAUUAUGUUCUAUGUCGAUUAUCAAGCACAAUGGCAUGUGAUGGAAUUAAUUCCAUUCGCUUUACUCGGUUUACUUGGAGGUAUUUUUGGUACAGUAUUCAAUCGAGCGAAUUUGUAUAUCUGUCGUUUGCGUAAAACCACCUGGUUAGGUAAAUAUCCUGUUCGUGAGGUACUUAUUGUUACGCUAAUUACUGCUGUUCUUUCAUUUCCACAUACUUAUCUUCGUAUGAAUACCAGUGAACUGAUUAAACUUUUAGUUAGUCGCUGUUCUCCAGGAUCUGAUUUCUCUCUGUGUGAUUAUCACUAUAAUACAAGCAAUCCAAUGACUAAAGUAUAUCAGAAUUAUCCUGCCGGACCAUCAUUGUCUACAGCAAUGGUAUUGUUGGCAAUCGCAUUGAUUUUAAAACUUAUUCUAACUGUUUUCACAUUUGGUAUCAAAGUACCGACUGGUUUAUUUAUUCCAUCGUUAGCAGCUGGUGCAAUAAUGGGUCGUAUGUUGGGUAUAGCUACUGAACAACUUGUUGUAGCGUAUGCAUCACAUCCAUUUAUUGUUAAAAUGUGUAAAUCAUCUCAACCGUGUAUUAAUCCGGGACUUUAUGCUAUGGUUGGAGCAGCGGCUACUCUUGGUGGUGUGACUAGAAUGACUAUAUCAUUAGUUGUAGUUAUGCUUGAGUUAACUGGCGGUUUAAAUUAUAUAAUUCCAUUAAUGAUUGCAGCUAUGGUUAGUAAAUGGACUGGUGAUCGAUUAACAAAUGGUAGUAUUUACGAAGAGCAUAUACGAUUAAAUGAUUAUCCAUAUCUUGGAUCGUAUGAUGAAUUAGAUAAUACAUUAGUAGCAGCUGAUGUAAUGCACCCACGUAGAGAUUCUAAUUCCCCUCUAUAUGUUGUUACACAAUAUGAUAUGACAGUUGGUGAUCUAGACCAAUUGGUUAGUGGAUGUGAUGUUAAAGGAUUUCCUGUUGUUGUUUCACAAGAUUCCCCAUACCUAGUUGGAUGGGUUUCAAGAAGAGAGUUACGUUGGGCUUUGGAUCGUGAAAGAAAAUAUGAUUCAAAUAUUGUCGAUGAUUCGCCAGUUCAUUUUGCCACAUUUCAGGAAGUAUAUGCAGAUGAUAAUCAGGAAUUGACACCUGUCAACUUACAAAAUAUUGUUGAUUUGUCUCCUACAACGGUAUCGGAUCAUACACCGAUGGAAACAGUUUUGGAUUUCUUUAAAAAGUUGGGCCUCCGACAAAUCAUUGUUACACGUAAUGGGUGUCCUCUUGGUGUAUUGACUAAAAAAGAUAUACUUCGUCAUGUUCGUCAUCACAAUCCAAAUAAUCGUUAAACAGUAACUUUUAACAUAACAUUGUUAAUAUCCUUCCGGUUACCUGCCAUGAUUAUUUUUUGUGCUUCUCUAUACAUAAAACACAUGAGUAUUUGUUCGUUUAUUUAUUUAUUUGUCUCAUUUAACGGAUAAUUUCCAUUGGUUUUUAUUGCACAUUAUCCCAUAAUCCGUCAUUAUAUAUAAUCUGUAAAAUCUUCUUAGAAUGAUUACACAUUCUUUUCAAAAAUUAUCUACGAAUGAUAUAUCCUUAUAUACGUAAUGUAUAAUAAAUGAUCUCUCCUGUUCUAU
Molecule: messenger RNA, 4700 nt
Organism: Schistosoma guineensis
Lineage: Eukaryota; Metazoa; Platyhelminthes; Trematoda; Strigeidida; Schistosomatidae
Source: the annotation of a GenBank genome assembly